Molecule: messenger RNA, 4518 nt
Organism: Dufourea novaeangliae
Lineage: Eukaryota; Metazoa; Arthropoda; Insecta; Hymenoptera; Halictidae
Gene: yem
Product: ubinuclein-1
Cellular component (GO): nucleus
Source: RefSeq, a predicted model, not a curated record
CAUGGCGACGUGCGAGUGGCGGUGUCGGUGCGGUGUCUAAGAGAAAGGACCAUGUUGUUGCCGCAGUGUUCGCAGUGUUUCCGUGAUCCACGUUGAGUCUGGUGCAGAUGUAGGAAUGUCAGAGGCUAAACGUGUACCAUUGCAGACCUUGGAGUUUCCGGAGUCCUUGGGCUACGCCGCAAAGAAAGAGAAAAAGGGGGAAAAGGGCAAACAGCUCGCGCCCUCCCACCGCUUCACACUCACCCUGCUAGAGUCGAACGAGAAGGCAUGUCCUGAGUUCAACUAUGCACAGCUCCUCAAAGCAGCCGAGAAAAAACGUAGGAAAGAAGUUAAGCAGGACAAUGCCAACGGAUUACAGUUUGAUGAUGAUGACGACGAUGAUAAGCUUCGAGAUAUGGCAAGACAAUUCGAAGCGAAAUAUGGAACAUCCACAAUGGGAAAGAAAAGGAAUAAGUACGAUGAUUAUGUGGAUUUGGGUGCUGGAUACGAUGAGAAUGAUUCUUUCAUCGACAAUACUGAUGCGUACGAUGAACUUGUGCCGGAAGAGGUGACUACAGCCCAUGGAGGUUUUUAUAUCAACUGUGGAGCUCUUGAAUUCAGGGCAGCCGAUCGACACUCAUUGGUUCACAACAACAACAAUAACAACAAUAAUAAUAAUAAUAACAGUAACGAGGAAGAAAGUAGUGAAAGCAGCGAAGAAGAUAUUGAGGAUGUGGAUAGUCCCAAAAGAUCAGAGAAACGAAAUCUUAGUUCGUCAGAUGAAGAUGAGGCUGAGGAUAUUACUGGUGAUCACCAAAGAAAAAAACAAAAGGUAGAUGAAAACGAAGAGAAGAAACCUACUCAGGAGAAUAUUGUCAAGAAAAAGAAGAAACUACCAAAUCCGCAGGAGCAACAAAAUUCUCAACAAGAUGGAGAUGCUUUGAACAGACGAAAGGAGAAAGUAGAUAUUAUGGACGUUGAAGGUAAUACAAUUAAUCGAAUUCUUUACAUAUUAAUUUCAGAAGAUCAAGAAGAGAAGAAGAAGUCUGACAAAAUUGAUACACAAAAGAGUAAAAGUCUACCGGAUAAAAAAUUUGAUAUAAAAAAAUUCGAAAAACAAUCAUCGAAUAGUAAUGGUUUUGAUGGAAAGAAGUUAGAUUUAAAACAGUUAAGUGGUAAAGACAGUAAUAUUGAUGAUGCGAUAGAAAGUGUAGUUAAUGCAGCGAGAGUGGAGGAUGAAUCGAGUCGAGAUACUUCCGAUUCUAGCAAGUCUCGGUGCAUAGGUACCGAAUCAGAGUGCGACGAUAUGGAUAAAGAAGAAGCACCUUUACCUGAUUCCCUUCCAGAGAAUGUUGUAGAAAUAGUUAAUAAAUUGAAGGCAUGUGCCGAAAAUAGUAAAGAAGGAAAGAGUAAAUUCUUUAAUACAGCAGUAAAUACAUUAUUUAAGGUAAGAGAUUAUAAUGGACAUUUAGCACGAUUCUUACCAUGUAGUAAAACGGCCCUUCAAAAUAGAGCAAAGAAACUGUAUGUACAGGAUCUCGAUUACAAAGUCAGGGAACUUACACAAAGGUUAAAAGAAGUUAUCGACGAAAUAAUGCCAUCUGUGAUUUGCAAAUAUCGUGAUGAUUGUCAAAAGGUCGUUGAAGGAAAGGAAACGGAAGGAUCACCUGCAGAUGCUGAAAGUUCCGAUGACGAAGAUAGUUGCGAAAAUUCAGACAAAGCGAAAAUUCCGAAAAAACGUUUCCCGUGGACCGAAGAAGCAAAAAAACUUGUUUGUGAAAUCGCGAAUGCAAGGAGACAAUGUUACAAUAUCUUAAGACCGAGAAAAUUGAGCAUGUAUGAUUUUGUGGUAAAAUUCUUUCUACGACAAGUGUUACCAUUAUGGCCGGAUGGAUACAUGACGGCGCAUGCUUUAUUAAAAUUUGUUAAUGAUUCCGAACCAGUCGCAAAGAAGAGACCGAAGAAAUUGAAAGAGGUCGGAAACGGUAACACCAACAGUUCAGCUGGAAAUGUUGUGUUCAAUGCAGUUGUAAAGGUUGAACCGUCGAAUGUAAAUAGUGUCCCGUGGCAAGAAAGGGAAAAAGUGUCAGCAAAUGUAUCUAAAGUUCAAAACGUUGCGGAAAAUUCAACCAGUUACGUGAAACAAGGGAUUCCCAAAUUGAACGACAAUUCCGAAAAGAAACAACAAAGUGUCAAACAUAAGGAGAAAAGUAAAGACGCAAAUAACUCGGGACAGCAACAUGAUAAUUUGACAGCUGCUACCAAUAAUUCCACUGUGGGUAAAAUUUCUGUUGUGCCUACAGCUCAGUUAAUGGCUUUAAAGCCGGUUAAGUGUCAACUAGACAAGAUUAAUUUGAUGGACUUAGGUAAUAGUUCUCUUUCUAUCACGCCUGUUAACGAGUUCCUUAAGUCAUCUACAAAAGUGAAUGAGAAUAAAAAAGAUGUAGUUUCUAUUACGGCUUAUCCCGAAAUCUCGAAUGUUCUUCCAAAUACAAAUGAAGUGCCUCAGAGUGGACAUCAUUCCGUACACAGACAGGAAGCUUCAUACUCGUGCUCGCAAUCUCAACUUUCUAUCUAUCCUACGUCAAACCAGACAAAUCCGCACGGAAAGCCUGUGUCUUUGAAGCACAGGUUGCUACAUGAAACCACCGAAACCAAAAAUGAUAAGAAGUUAGAGGACAAGGAUGUCGAUGUGGUUAAUAAGACUGAGAAAAGGGAUAAGAAACGGGAACGGUGCGCCGAGGUUAAGCACAAAUCGCACGACGCUAAGAAAAGAAAGAAGGAUACGAAAGCGAUAGAAAAGCAAGUGGGGCAUGUAAAUUCAGACGUAGUGCCUACGCAACAACAGCAACCAUCUCUCUCGAAAGAAGAACAGGAGCAAAGGCAAAACGAGGAGACGAUUGCUGCGACUAAUUACUUGAGUCAAAUCAUUAACGAUGAUGUGACCCCGAGAGGAGUAACGGACAAACGAAAAGACGGUGGACUUGUUCUAGACGAACCUCUAAGUAGUACUGUGCAACCAACGGAACAGGAGAAGGACGUUCAGAUGGUGAUGAGAUCUUUGAAAGAACUCCAAGAAUUACAAGAGAUGAAAUACUCGCCGAGUAAUUCGCCGGUUGGUACGAGCAUGCAGAAACCAAACAAGUCGAACGCGCAAUGUACCUCUUAUCAGGACGACUAUUCACGCUUAUAUCAUAAGAAGGAUGGAAAAAUGAAGUCUAAAGAAGAUUCCCAAUGGUAAUAAUAAUCAAAUAGCGUGCACCCCAGACAGAGAGGUUAUGUUGAACGGAAUAAGAGAAUCCAGUGAUCGGAUAAUAAUUUCAUAGAGAUCUAUAGGCGGACGUUUCAGUAAAUCCACAUUAUUUUUUAUGGAGACGAGUACGUGUGGAACUGAUCAGAACUUCUUCCAUUACUGCAAGCCGCGUCACUGUCGACGACCAAAAAAAAAAAAAAACCAUACACAACUGGUGAAUAGCGUGCUGCGAUCAUAUUGUAUCGCAUGAAUUUUUAAGUAUUUUAAAAAACCGCCAAAUUCUGUAAAUAUAUUCAUUCUUUCGUAGUUACUUGAGAACGCGCGUGUACAGAGUAAGUAUAAAUUAUGGAAGUAUGAUAAUCGUAUAGACAUUUGUAAAUAAGUUAGCGUCCAUUCAUCGCCAUGAAUGGGGUGGUCUGUGAAAGAUCAACUUUUUUUAUUAGACGGCGUAUCGCUGCUUCAUAAUUUUAAUACGAGUCUACCAGCAGUUAAAAGUUUUUUUUUUUUUUGGUACACGGUUACGGCAUCGUAUCUUUUGUUUUAUCGAGAAACUUGCUUGUAAAGUGCUUCUAUUAUUUUUUACAUACUGCCACGAUACGGGAGGGGUGGGCUAGCGCUGUUAGUAAAUGUUUCUAUAGGUUUCAGUAGUACGUGGCCACCCUGAGUCAUCGAGUGAGAAAAAGCUGUAUUUCUUGAGCGUACCCACGGCAAUUAUAAUUUUUGCGAUGUAACUAAAAGAAAGAAAUAGUGGUUCGUAUAUUUUUCGGUGUGUCGUUAAUUCGUGAUCGGAGUUAACGUUCUCAAAUUCAUAUUAGGAGCACAAAACGAUAUACGGAAAUAAUAAAAUGGUAACUAUUAUUUUUGGGAACGAAAGAAAUCGCAGUAAGUCGGCGAAAUACUGUACAUGUUUAUGCUAUUUAUAAAUGCAAGAAAGAAAAUAAAAUGGAACACGUGUCUGAGGUAUCUAAGCAUAUACUACGAUGUUUUAGGGUCUUUAAUUGGAAAGAAGAAAAAAAUACUGAAAGAAAUUAAUCGUUAAAUUGUGUUCAAAAUCUACAGAACUGUAUAGUUUGGUACGGCUGUCUGGUCAGACGAGAGAGAUCAAUUUGAAUAAUGGAGAGUGUGAGAGAGAAUGUGCGUGAAAGUACUAUUUAGAGAAGAGCUACGAUAUUUUUGAAACACAAAGAUGACGAUUAGUGAUGUAUUAUAAUACCGCAUACCUUCUUUUCUCCUCCCACCCUACCCUUUACGAUACUUAGAGUAUAACUAAAGCGUCUUGUACAAUU